AACUUCAAUCCCCAGUCCACUCGGUCUACCUCAGUGGGACCUUCUGGAUGAUGGAUGCCCUUACCAGGAUGACCGUUACCUGACCACAUUGGUUCCAAUGACUGGAUCAUCAGGUCUUCACUUCCCAACCCACUACAAGCGCUUUAUUGUGAAGAUGUUCACAUUUGUGGAUCCCGCGUCACUGGCUCCUCUGCAGGAAACCAUCUUCAUCCACUGUAGUACUGCGGUGUGCCAUCCAUCUUCUGGCUCCUGUGAGCAAAGCUGCGGCAGGAAGAGAAGGGACACUAAUGUCAAGACCAUCUCUAGUGAGCAGACUGUGGUUUCUA
This is a messenger RNA of Sinocyclocheilus rhinocerous, 326 nucleotides long. RefSeq names its product zona pellucida sperm-binding protein 4-like. Gene Ontology annotation, molecular function: acrosin binding; structural constituent of egg coat. Gene Ontology annotation, biological process: binding of sperm to zona pellucida; prevention of polyspermy. Gene Ontology annotation, cellular component: egg coat. The annotation marks the transcript as partial. The record is from RefSeq and is a predicted model, not a curated record. Lineage: Eukaryota; Metazoa; Chordata; Actinopteri; Cypriniformes; Cyprinidae. The transcript has 4 exons.